AUGUCUGGCGCCUCCGAUCGCGAGCCAGUCUUCCCGACCCGGCAGUCGCUGGGCAUCAUGAAGGCGAAGCUCAAGGGCGCCGAGACUGGUCACAGUCUGCUGAAGAGAAAGAGUGAAGCUCUCACAAAACGAUUCCGAGAGAUUACGAGAAGAAUAGAUGAAGCCAAGCGCAAGAUGGGACGCGUUAUGCAAAUUGCUGCCUUUUCCUUGGCUGAAGUCACAUACGCUGUCGGCGGCGACAUUGGGUACCAGGUGCAGGAGUCGGCCAAGUCUGCCCGGUUCCGUCUCCGCACGCGCCAGGACAAUGUGUCUGGUGUCUUGCUUCCCGCCUUUGAAAGUUAUCUGACCGAAGGAAAUAACGAUUUCGGUCUCACCGGUCUCGGCAAGGGAGGGCAGCAGGUGCAGCGUUGUCGUGAGACGUAUGCCCGCGCAGUGGAGGCUCUCGUUGAGCUCGCUAGCUUGCAGACGGCCUUUGUGAUUCUCGACGAGGUCAUCAAAGUCGUCAACAGACGAGUCAACGCCAUUGAGCAUGUCAUUAUACCCCGCACAGAAAACACCAUCAAAUACAUCAACUCGGAGCUAGAUGAGGUUGACCGCGAGGAGUUCUACAGACUGAAAAAGGUCGCCAACAAGAAACAACGAGACACGGCUGCUGCGGAUAAAGAGAUGAAGGCGAAGCUCCUAGCGCGAGCCAAAGCGGAGGAGGGUGUCGCGGCGGACGAUGCUGCUGAGGAUGAACCCUCGGACAUGCUGGCUGCCGGCGAGGACGACGAUGUCAUCUUUUAA
This is a messenger RNA of Cordyceps militaris CM01, 786 nucleotides long. Its product is annotated as vacuolar ATP synthase subunit D. The transcript is spliced from 6 exons. Gene Ontology annotation, biological process: vacuolar acidification. The record is from RefSeq and is a predicted model, not a curated record. Gene Ontology annotation, molecular function: proton-transporting ATPase activity, rotational mechanism. The coding region runs from base 1 to 786 and encodes 261 amino acids. Gene Ontology annotation, cellular component: vacuolar proton-transporting V-type ATPase complex; fungal-type vacuole membrane. NCBI's taxonomy places the organism in Eukaryota, Fungi, Ascomycota, Sordariomycetes, Hypocreales, Cordycipitaceae.